UCCCUGCUAAAAGAGUCUAGCUCCGCGGCUCUCUCCCUUUGUACCUCAUCUCUCACAGGUUCAGGGUUUUAGCCUUCUUCCAAUGUUCCCACUCGCCACUCCCACUGUGGUCUCACCCACACGGGCACCCAUGGCCACUCUCCGGCGACUGUCCCUCAAUCCCCACCGUUCAUUAUCACUCUCUCCAUUCUCCCUCUCCUUCCCCCCUUCUUCUUCAACCACCUUUAAGUCCUCAUCCAUUCGCGCCUCCUCCCAAAACCACCCCAAACCCCAAAACGACGAUCUCCUCUCCCGUUUCCUCAAAACCCUAAUAAACCCCAUCCUCUCGCCAGCCUUCGAAACCGCCUGCAUCGUCAUCUUCGCCACCGCAUUCUUCUUCAUGCGCCUCCGCCAUAACCCCGUCAUCGCCGCCCCCCUCACCUCACCCUCCGCCACCGCUGAGUCCUACACCUCCGCUGACCCCGACGCCCCCAACGAGGAGAAAGAAAAGGAAAUCGAGGAGCACCUCAGCACAAACCCCUCCGACAUCGAAGCCCUCCGCACUCUCAUGGAGCUCAAGAUCAGAGCGCGUAAAAUCGACGAGGCCAUUGGCAUCAUUGACAGGCUCAUCGAGCUGGAGCCUCAAGAAUCCGAGUGGCCACUCCUCAAGGCUCACAUGCACGUCUACAACGAUCAAGUUGACCUUGCACGCGACGUGUUCGAGGGAAUUCUCCAGAGAGACCCGCUUCGCGUUGAAGCCUACCACGGCCUCGCAAUGACCGCCUUUGAGUCCAAGCUUCCGUUGAAUGAUUUGUUGAAGAGGAUUGAGGCUGCCAUGGAGCAGUGCAAGAAGCAGAACAGGAAUUCAGAGGUCAGGGACUUCAGGCUCUUGAUCGCUCAGAUAAAGGUCAUGGAGGGAGACCUUGAUGCGGCUCUCAAGGCUUACCAGGAUCUUGUGAAGGAGGAACCAAGGGAUUUCAGGCCUUAUCUUUGUCAGGGUAUUAUAUACACCUUGCUGAAGAAGAAAGACGAAGCUGAGAAGCAGUUCAACAAGUUUCGAAGGCUCGUCCCCAAGAACCAUCCUUACAAGGAAUAUUUCGAGGACAACAUGUCUGCCACCAAGUUUUUCUCGCAGAAGGUUGAGAGGGAAACAGAUGCUGCUAGGAGCUGACCAGAGAAAUCAAAGAAUUUGUGGAUUGUUCCACUGAGAGGUCUUUAAUGAGUUCUUGUUCCGUUAUGUUUUGCUAUUUUUAACCCCAGGUGUUUACGUAGGUGAUUAGCGUAGUAGUCUUUCAUGAGAUUACCUCUGGUUGGUUCUCUGGUGAAUAUAGAUACCAUGUCUUUAGAUCAGUUUAUUCUGGGUUCAUAACAGUUCAUAGUUACAAGCUUUUAUCAAACAACUCUUCAAAAUAUUAUGAUAUCCCUUCCAUUUUGGGUUUUUCUA
Messenger RNA from Arachis stenosperma, 1423 nucleotides. RefSeq names its product protein SLOW GREEN 1, chloroplastic-like. Gene Ontology annotation, molecular function: protein binding. NCBI's taxonomy places the organism in Eukaryota, Viridiplantae, Streptophyta, Magnoliopsida, Fabales, Fabaceae. The transcript has a single exon. The record is from RefSeq and is a predicted model, not a curated record. The coding region runs from base 83 to 1150 and encodes 355 amino acids.